UAAUUUUGAAAUAUUCUUCAGCCUAAAUUGCCUCGUUACGAAGCGGCGAAAGAUGACAGCUGAAGCACAUGGUUUCCAUUUACAAUUGCAUUCAGAACUGUCAGUCAAAUUCAGUAAGGCACUCGUUGAUUGGUCAGUGCAAAGAAACCAUUUGAGUGCUUCUGUAAGCAGCUGUCUUCUCGAACCUACCGUUGUCAGAAAAAGAGGGCUCGCGGAUGUGAAAACACUAGUUUCGGGGACACAAAAAACGCUUUGUAAAAGUAAUCAUCGAACAAUUUCUACGUAAUGACCGCCAUGACGUUGCAUAGAGGACAGAUGGAGUAUAUUCAACCACCUCAGAACUCUCAGGAAAUCCAACCCUCUCCUCUGGCUCUGCUAGCUGCGACUUGUAGCAAGAUCGGACAAGGAUUUGAGGCCCCAAAUAACGUUCUUCAAGCGCCGAUAAACCAACUCGUAGCACACCAAGAGUUCGCGACCUCGUGGAGUUCCGAACAAGAUGCUUCGCCGCACGCGAACGAUGAUGUGUUCCAUUCGAGCACUGCGAACGUUCUCCAAGCUCAAAGUCACCCAAACUCCGGUUUAUAUACCUCCAUGAGCCAGGUGGAACAUAGCCAGAUGUAUUAUGCAGCCGUUACAACGAGUCCGGGAGUACAAAACGUGGGCACACUUUCACAACAAUCGCUCGCGACAAACAGCGAGGCAAGUGUAAACCUCUCUUAUGCGCCGGAAUACGAUUUAUCCAAAGCGGUCGAAGGCGCUUGGACGGCCAUAAAAUCGGACUCUGGGGAUUCAAGCGGUGGAAUCGGGGCGCAGUGGUGGCAAGGAAAGCCGUUAUCUUGGGCGAAAAGCACGAGCAGUCCUUCGCAUCAGUAUGUGAUGUCGCCCACAACGGUUGGGAAUAACGACGCAGGUAUGCCGAUGUUACAACAACAACCGCAGGAAGCAUCGUUGGAAAGUCCAUCACAAAAUCCUGCCUAUGUCCAAGUAACGAGAACACCACAAGGACAGAUUAUUUUAACGCAAGAAAGCUCAGAACCGAAUAAGUGGCUCUCUACCGCAGUAAACGCUGUAAAUGUAAUCUCGGCGCCAUCGAACGCCACAAACGGAAGCACAACUAUUCAAGUUCAAGUUCAGCCUGAAACCUCACAAGAAACACAAAAUGUCAACAUGAGCGAGGUAAACGUGAGCCCUACAAGUAAUCGGCGUCUUCGCCGUGUCGCUUGCACUUGUCCGAAUUGUAGAGAAGGUGAAGGAAGGACGGCGGAUGGCCGAAAGCAGCAUAUUUGUCAUAUUCCCGGCUGCGGUAAAGUUUAUGGGAAGACGUCGCAUUUGCGAGCACACCUUCGCUGGCAUACGGGCGAGCGGCCAUUUGUAUGUAAUUGGCUGUUUUGCGGGAAAAGAUUCACACGCUCCGACGAAUUACAGCGGCAUCGGAGAACUCACACGGGAGAAAAACGAUUUGCUUGUACGGAAUGUGGGAAGAGGUUUAUGAGAAGUGAUCAUUUGUCGAAACAUGUGAGGACACAUUCGAACGGAAAGGCUGUGAAAAGCAACACAGUAGUGCAGGGUGCGGAACCCAUUGCAAUUCGGCCGAUUCCUCGUCAAGAACUUCAAGAUAUUUCAACCAUCGAAGCAAGGCCGGAAGAGAUUAAAACUAGUGAAAGCGACCGCUCGGCGGUUGUUGGAGUAGAUCUACCUGGUGUUGCGGUUGCUGUUGAACAGAAUCAAUUGUCUGAAAAUGAAUAUUUUACCGGCGAUGCUACCGAACAUUAUUUGAGUGAUAUGAGCGUCGCGCACGAAUUUGUUGCAGUCCGAAUGGACGGAACACAAGGUACAGCUAUUUUAGUUGCGCAGAAUAUUAACAUGGCCCCACAAGGUGUUUAGUGGUGAACGAAGGAAGUAAACAAAUUAUAUUCUGUUUUGAAAGACGUUGACUUUUCAAGAACACAACGGCACAUUUUCUGUUGGUGUUUUGUUUCUUAAUUUGAGCGAUUGUGGCAGUACACAUUUUUGUACAGGUUUACAGAAAAACACAAAAAAAUACAUCUUGCUUUGAUCGGGUUUAUUGAAGCGGUAUUCUACGGUUUGCUGAAGUUCGUGGAUAUGUUAAUCAUGUUGGGACACAGCCAACUGUGGUUGUAUACACAUUUAUUCACACAAUUUAUAUGUAUAUGGUUCAAGCAAAGCAAUCAUUUAGUAUUGUUCUUCAUACGUAAAUUUUGACCACUAGGGGGCUGGAUCUUGUUCUUUUUAAAUUAUUUCAGUAAAUGGUGUAAAAUUCGUAUUUACAAACAUUGAAGCACUAGAAGAAGGACUUUUUUUUGUAUAGUUUUGUGUAUCAGAGGGUUUUUAGUCUUUUUAUUCUGUUUCAAUUUCGUGGUUUUGUUAGAGGUUAGAUCACUUAAAAGAGGGUUUUUUUUGCAUAAAUGUAUGAGAUCUUUUUUAUACCAAUAUUCAGCUCUAUAUCUCAGCAAUGUUACCAAGAUUGUCAGAAUUGUGGAUACAGAGUACAUAUUGAAAAAUAAAUAAGAUAUUAAUUUUAGGGCCAAAGCUCUCAGAAAUGGUUUAGGGGGCUAAUCUGGUCGCAUUUGAUCUUUUUAAAACAAUAUUUACAAACUCGUGUAUAUCUUUCUGGAGACUGAACAUAUAUAAAAAUAAAGCAUAGUUUCCAUA
Orbicella faveolata is the source of this 2673-nucleotide messenger RNA. RefSeq lists its product as uncharacterized. NCBI's taxonomy places the organism in Eukaryota, Metazoa, Cnidaria, Anthozoa, Scleractinia, Merulinidae. Gene Ontology annotation, molecular function: DNA-binding transcription factor activity, RNA polymerase II-specific; RNA polymerase II cis-regulatory region sequence-specific DNA binding. Gene Ontology annotation, biological process: regulation of transcription by RNA polymerase II. The record is from RefSeq and is a predicted model, not a curated record.